CUCAUUAUUAACCUAACCAUAAAUGCACAAUAACCCAAUAACCCCUCAAUCUCCGCCCCUGUAAUCCCCUGUUUCCUCCAUCUUCCUCCUCCCCCACCUCAAUCAUGAAGUCCUUCACCAGCACAAAGCUCAUCCUCCUACCUCAAUCCCUUCCCAAACACAGCACCACUCCCUCCUCCCUCAUCUCCUCCCCCCACCAUCUAUGCAUCCUCGCCUUGAUCUCCUUCUUCACCUUCGCCUUCCUCCUAACCCUUCUUUCCUCCUCCACCUCCCUUCCCUCUCCUCUCCCCCACCCCUCCGCCGCACUCCCUUCCCCCAAACCCGACCCAUACCUCUUCGACACCCUCAUCCACUACGCCGCUCAGUCCACCUCCAGCGGCCUAAUGCCCGACAUCGAUCUCCGCUCCAUAGCCCGCGCGCUCCGCCGCCGCGCACCCUGCAAUCUCCUCGUCUUCGGCCUCGGCCCCGAAAGCUUGCUCUGGCGCGCCCUCAACCACGGUGGCAGGACUGUCUUCGUCGACGAGAACCAGUACUACAUCUCCCACUACGAAGAGCGCCAUCCUGGUCUCGAGGGCUACGACGUCGUCUACACCACCAAAGUCCGCGAGCUCAAGGAACUGAUAGCAGAGGCGAGGGCUAAAAUAAGCGGCGACUGCCGGCCUGUUCAAAACUUGCUUUUUUCCGACUGCCGGCUCGCCAUCAACGAUCUCCCUAACCAUGUUUAUGAGGUUGCGUGGGACGUGAUUGUUGUGGAUGGACCCAGAGGGUACUCGCCGGAGAGUCCCGGCCGGAUGUCGACGAUCUACACGGCGGCCGUCUUGGCGCGCUCCGGCGGAGAUGAGCCGACUGAUGUUUUGGUACAUGAUUUUGAGCGGGAGGUGGAGAGAGUUUGCAGCGAGGAGUUUCUUUGUAGGGAGAAUCUUGUCGGCGUUGAGGGUCAGGUGGCGCAUUUCGUUGUCCGCGGAAGGGAUGCUGCUCGAAAGGACGAUUUUUGCUUCAAUCGCACAGCUGCCGCCGGUACCGCCGCCGCCGCCGCUGCAACCGCCGUGGCGCCGUAGCUCUUUGUAGGAUGAGUUGUUAGUGUUUUUUUUGGUAAUUACAUACAAGCCACCCGAAUUAUUGAUAUUUACAA
This is a messenger RNA of Phalaenopsis equestris, 1132 nucleotides long. Its product is annotated as protein IRX15-LIKE-like. NCBI's taxonomy places the organism in Eukaryota, Viridiplantae, Streptophyta, Magnoliopsida, Asparagales, Orchidaceae. The transcript has a single exon. Gene Ontology annotation, biological process: xylan biosynthetic process. The record is from RefSeq and is a predicted model, not a curated record. The coding region runs from base 105 to 1058 and encodes 317 amino acids.